GAUGGGGAUAAUUUGUGACAACGCUGCUUUAUAUCACUUAUUUCACAGAUGUGUUUUGUUUAAGCGAGGUUAGGAUUGAUAUUUAUAAACUUCAUCCAGAGACAAAUAUUAUUGUCUGUGUUUAGAAAGCUAAAGUAAAAUGCAAAAAGACAAGAAAGUUAAGUCAAAAACCAAGAAGGUGCUAGUAAAGAGUCAGAGACGAAAGAUAUGCGACGAAGUAUUCAGUAGCUCGGAAAGCUUAAAAAGGAUUUCUGAUUGUGAUCGCAAAAACAACACUAGUUCGGAUGAAGCUUGCUGGAAAGCAAAAAAGUCGAAAAGAUCCAAAGUGAAGAAGCGAGAUUCGUCCACUUCUAGCUACAGUAGUUCUUCAUCCAGUAGCGAGUCUAGCAGCAGCAGUUCUAGCAGCAGUAGCAGCAGUACCACUUCUUCAUCAGAUGAUAAUAGAAAGAGGAAAAAGAAAAACAUUGCAAUCCUGAAGCGAAAGUUAAAACAGAAAAAGGAAGAAAAGUUAAACAGCAGAAGAAGGCAGUCAGGCAAAAAGAAACGAAGCAAACUGGUAACCGACAAAGACCUGAAUAAAGAAAAAUCCGAAGAAAACGAUAUGAAAAGAAAAACUAAAGCAAAGAAAAAUGAAAAGGAGGAGGCGGCAGAGGCUUCAAAUGAUAUUCCCAUAGAACUGAUGGACAGGAGCAAAGCAAUGGCUCCAAUGAGAAAAGAAGAGUGGGAAAAAAAGCAAAAUGUUGUAAAGAGAGUUUAUGAUGAAGAAACUAAGAGACACAGACUUAUUAAAGGCGAUGGCGAAGUUAUAGAGGAGAUAGUGAGUAAGGAAAGACACAAGGAUAUCAACAAGCAAGCUACCAAGGGCGACGGAGAAUAUUUCUCUAGCAAAUUAACCCAGAGUAUAAAGUAGAUGUUUAGUUUUAAUAAUAUGAAGCUCUAAUACUAAGUGGUUAAGUAUAAGAUACAUAUAAUAAAAUGCUUUGCUUUGAUUUUCGUAUGAAAUCAUCUGUUUGAUUUUGAAAUUGAUUGAAAUUGUUGUGAUCAAAAGUUAGUUUUUAGUUUUCGAUUAAAUUUAGCCAACAUAGUUUGCUUAUUAGGUUAAGUAUUGUAUUGCGCAUAAUAAUAUUUCGAAGUUAGUUAAACAUACUGGCCAUAGCCGUUGAUACUUGUUCAAGUUUGUUUUACGAUAACAGCAUGAUCAGUUUGUGAGGCAGGUAGAAAAACAUUUCUAUGAGCAUAGGCCCUAUAUAGAUUAAAUUAAAUAGUUGUAAUGC
This is a messenger RNA of Dendroctonus ponderosae (mountain pine beetle), 1274 nucleotides long. RefSeq names its product ADP-ribosylation factor-like protein 6-interacting protein 4. The transcript has 4 exons. NCBI's taxonomy places the organism in Eukaryota, Metazoa, Arthropoda, Insecta, Coleoptera, Curculionidae. The record is from RefSeq and is a predicted model, not a curated record. The coding region runs from base 140 to 910 and encodes 256 amino acids.